Messenger RNA from Anneissia japonica, 3252 nucleotides. RefSeq lists its product as uncharacterized. The transcript is spliced from 2 exons. Lineage: Eukaryota; Metazoa; Echinodermata; Crinoidea; Comatulida; Comatulidae. The coding region runs from base 1007 to 2284 and encodes 425 amino acids. The record is from RefSeq and is a predicted model, not a curated record.
UUAUUAUUAUUAUUAUUAUUAUUAUUAUUAUUAUUAUUAUUAUUAUUAUUAUUAUUAUUAUUACAAAGUAACUACCCUAUUUCUAAUUAGUAAUUUAGUAGCUUAGAAUUGUCUGGGAAAGGUGAGACUGCUUUUUAAAUAAAGUAUGUUUGGUUAGAUAUCCAUGCAUUUUCAAACCCGCCCAGAUAAAGUUUCGUUUGCUCGCGAAGAAAAACAUCGUUUAAUUGUUAGUUUUAUUAAUAGGUAGUAUAAGAUAAUAAGCCUGAUUUUUGAUCAAUCACAAUAUCACCUUACAAAAUGUAAUAUGACAAUAUUAUUAGUAAGCUAAGCAUAAAAUUUCCCUGGUUAUUUGGGAUAAUCAUAAUAAUUUUAUAUCUACAAACUUCCUCUUAUCUACCAUUUGAAUUCUGCUCAUUGUGUAAUUCACCACUUGAAUUCAUUUUUAUUUACGUUUUGGUUAUUUUAUUAUUAUUAUUAUUAUUAUUAUUAUUAUUAUUAUUAUUAUUAUUAUUAUUAUUAUUAUUAUUAUAAUUAUUAUUAUUAUUACUACUAUUAUCAUCAUCAGCAUUAUUAAUAUUAAAUUGUAGGGUGUUUAUUACUAUAAUAUACAUACAUAACCACAAGAUUAUGGUCCAACUUAAUUACAUGUUUCUUAAUUAACUAGACGGAAAUACCAAGGAAAUGUUCCAUGGAAAUACAAUUAGUCCAAAACUGUUUCCACUUGGAUGCUUCCAUUAAUAAUUUCAGGAAAUCGAUAUUGAUUUCAUAACAUUAUUGUAUAUAUUGUUAUAACUUACCUGAAACUAUAUCUGGUAGUUAUUGUACUAAUUUGUUAUUUGAAGAUGCGAUUUCACACCUCGGAAGCCGAUAGUGCCACCACGAGGAUUUAUCGACAAUUCGAAAAUGACCAGACAGCUGAUUCAGAGGAUGUUUUAGGUAAACAAUCGUUGCCGUGUAUUGGAAUUUGACGCUAGCGAACAUGUAGGUCUGUUUCUAACUGUCUGGGAUGUCUUGCAAAAUUUAUAAAAGGAAAUUAGUAGAUGGUGUGGUACAAAGUUGCAUAGUGGUGUGUUUGCUUUUCCUAUUAGGCCUACAUAUUUUAUGGAACGACAUCGAAUAUGAUCAACUAAAGCCAACUCAAGAAACAGCACACAUAUCUGACAACCAUAUAAGGGCAAGCAUAUAUUCGAUUAGAUAUGGCGUCCUAGUUUCAGCAACGCAUCAAUCAGUGAGUGUAUCAAAUCAAACCAACUAUACACAGGAACAAAUAACACCAUCAUCUAAUAACAAAUCAAACCAGGAUCCUCUCGAAUCAGUGCUAGCUAAACUGCCUUGGGUGAGGCAACAAAACGUAUUACCAAAUUAUUUUACAAUGUCAUCAAAUCAAAUCAACGGUUCUUAUCGUGAUGCAGUAGCUGUAUACGUCCAUAACAACAAAGCAGCAGGAACGACUACAAAAAACUGUAUGCUAAAAGCGUUUCCCAAAGUGGGUAAACGCAUUUGGCAUGUCCUGACUGAUUGCGUUCGCGUAUCAUUGAGAAAAAACUAUAAAUUUGACGCAUUAAUGGGAGAUUAUUCUUUCGGUGUAUGUGACGAUCUCUCUAGGCCCUGUGCUUAUUUUACUUUCCUACGAGACCCAUACGAACGAACAAUUUCAAGUUACUCUUAUUGUCGUCGAGCAAGAAUGGACCAGCUCUGUAGAGCUCUCGAUCCGUGGAAAGUUUCUCUCAAUCAAUGGGGUAUUCACCAAGGUAGCUUUUUCUUCCGACAACUACUUUUCAAUCCAAAAUUCUGUUCCGGAUACAAGGAGUACUAUAAACGAAAUAUCAUUAAAAAUGAUUUGUACCUCCAAACUCCUUUCUGGUUCAGGGAACGGGUAAUUUUAUUGAAUAUGCUCUCCGUGGAGGAAUACGAUGCACUCGUCAAUUUUACACUAAAACACUUUGAGCAAUGGUUUGCUUUUAUUGGACUAACUAAAGAGUAUGAUUUGUCUCUAGAAUUAAUGAGCGCGGUAUUUGAUGUUCCGUUUCGAAGGGAAUGUUCUGGAAUGUAUGAUAAUUACAGUGGUUCAUAUUCAAAUCUAGGCCUGUUUACUAAUGACGCGAACAAUAUUACUUCAAAUGUAUCAAGCAGACGUGAGAUCCAUAAAAACUUGAUAGAAACACUCAAAUCUGAUGAACACGUGAAUGACGCGUUGUCGGCUGAUUAUAGAUUAUUCAAGAAAGCUGAAGAGAUAUUUGAAAGGCAAAAACGAAGGUUUUUCCAAAUGAAACUGGCUGGUUAAACCGGUUGAGCCUUGAUAGCUAUGUUUUGCAGUAUAUUACCAGUUUUUAGACCGUUCUAUGCUUUUGUUGAAUUUUAUGCCAGAAUACGUUAUAAAGCCGGGCAAACACUGUGCGUUGAUGGUCGUCGGCGACGAUGCAAUUUCAUUAGACGAGGCGUGCGCAACGGAUAAUUUUUAAUGACAAUCAGACAGCGUAAUCGUUCACCGAUAGCGGAAAUGGAUUCUACGAACGUCGGCCGACGAAGUAUGUGCCCGGCUUUAUUCUCGCAUCUGCGUUUUUAAUACAGAAAUGAUCCAAUGCCGAUUUUGAAUUUCUCCUUAAAAUAAUUCUAGAGAGAAAUUAAAAUAUUCAAUCAAUAUAUUCCAAUAUUCAAGCGCAAACGACAUUGAAAAACCGCUUCAGUAAUCGAAUACGCCUAUGUUGUACCUUCGUAGGAUCGGACGUCGUUUCACACAUCCAUAUAGUGGAUAUGUUUAGGUCUAAAAUGUGUGUAUCUUUGAGCCAUAAAUGAGCGAAAAAUUGAUUAUUCGUGGUGGAAAAUUGGUAUACUAUUAGCAGGGGUGGAUCCAGAAUUUUCAAACGGGGUAGGGGAGGGGCCACAACAUGUUCAAAAUAGUAAGUGAGUAGCGCUUACUUCAAUACGUAAUAUUAAUAGGCCUACCUAUGCAUUUAAUUAAUAAAAUUUAGUGCCAAAACUGUGGGGCGGGGGACGUACCCCCUUGCCCCCACUGGAUUCGCACCUGAUUAGAAUAGUGAAUAGUAAUUGUGUGAUCCAUUGUGUGAUAGGCUAAGUACAAAGUACGUCUGUAAGUUGUAAUUGUUAAACAUAUGUUCUUAGUCCAAAUACAUUACAGGUUAAUGUAUAGAGACUCAUUAAAUAGAAACAGGUAGCUUAUAUUUUAACCUGGUUUCCAUCAAAUUUCAUUUUGUUAAAUGCUCAUUAAUGGUAGCAAAAAAAACAAACGAA